AUGUCUAUGCUAGAUAACUUAAAAAAGACAAAAAAGAAUCAUGUGUUUUUAGAUGAGGAGGAUAUGGAUGUAGACAAUAUGGAUUUUCCUCUUCCUAAUGAACCCUCUUCUUCACGAUCGAGUUCUAAUGCAGGUGGCAUGCCUAACUUUGGUCGUGGUGGUAUGCCCGACAUGGCACAACUUCAACAGAUGAUGCAAGGUAUGGGUGGUCUUGGUCGCGGUGGAGGAGGCAUGCCUGAUAUGGCGCAACUUCAACAAAUGAUGCAGAGCAUGGGUGGUCUCGGUGGUGGUCUCGGUGGUGGUGCUCCUGCUCCUGCUCCUGCUGCUGUUUCUCGUAAAGAAAGUGUUGCUGUCGCAACUACACCUUCAGGUACUACUCGUCAAAUGCAUCCUGAUGAAUACAAAGAUUGGGUCUGUGUGUAUCCUUGUUACAUUGAUGCCGACAAAACGGUACAAGAAGGUCGUAAGAUUUCUAAGGAAAAAGCAGCCAAAAACCCUCAUGCUUAUCAUAUGGCAAUUGCCUGUCAAAAACUCGGGUUUUCUGUUGUUUAUGAAGGUAAACGCCAUCCCCGUGAUUGGGCCAAUGUAGGUCGUGUGCGUGUUCAAAUCAAGAAUUCAUCCAAUUUCUUUGUGAAUGCAGAUAUCACUACACGUAAACAAUUGUUUGUGGCUAUUGCCAAAAUUUUACCUGAAUGUCAAAAGACAGGUAGUGUGCCUAAGAGUAUUGUAGGCCCUAUGACCACAUUGGCAGAAAUUGAAGCUCUUGCAGAUGAACAACGUAAGGCUCAAGGACUUCCUACAUUGGCUGAAAUGCAGGCACAAAAUGCAGCUCAACAGCCCCAAAUUCCUGCUAAACCCAAGAAACAAAAGAUUAGAUAUGUGCGUGGUUAA
This is a messenger RNA of Gilbertella persicaria, 891 nucleotides long. Its product is annotated as signal recognition particle, SRP19 subunit. Gene Ontology annotation, cellular component: signal recognition particle, endoplasmic reticulum targeting. Gene Ontology annotation, biological process: SRP-dependent cotranslational protein targeting to membrane; SRP-dependent cotranslational protein targeting to membrane, signal sequence recognition. The transcript is spliced from 3 exons. Lineage: Eukaryota; Fungi; Mucoromycota; Mucoromycetes; Mucorales; Choanephoraceae. The record is from RefSeq and is a predicted model, not a curated record. The coding region runs from base 1 to 891 and encodes 296 amino acids. Gene Ontology annotation, molecular function: 7S RNA binding.